Cimex lectularius (bed bug) is the source of this 2629-nucleotide messenger RNA. It is a transcript of the gene Tsp26A, whose product is annotated as tetraspanin-5. NCBI's taxonomy places the organism in Eukaryota, Metazoa, Arthropoda, Insecta, Hemiptera, Cimicidae. Bases 275 to 1315 code for a protein of 346 amino acids. The transcript has 10 exons. Gene Ontology annotation, biological process: protein localization to plasma membrane; protein maturation. The record is from RefSeq and is a predicted model, not a curated record. Gene Ontology annotation, cellular component: membrane.
AUAGGAGAUUUGUGAGUGAGAUAGUUUAGCGCAUGCGCGUGGCGCCGACGAAUAACGACCGGUCGUCGGCUGGGAUGGACGUCGAGGUGGGGGCUGGCGUCAGGUCUCGCUCCGUCGUCGGUCGUCGCUAGUGUCGAUUUCGCUGCCAACCGGUCGCCGCAGCCGCCGCCGGUCGUCAGUAGUGACGGUCUUCAUAACCGACUCCGACUCGUCUCAUGUUGACUCGUUUUCAUCCCAUAUUCCGACUGGACGUGCUCGCUCCCAGACAGGGCGGAUGAGCACCCACCUCAACGUUGUCCAAACAAAUGGUUACAAUAUGCCGAUUCAGGCCGUGCGCAAAUACAGGAAAGACACCUCCGAAGUCAGCUGCUGUCUCAAAUAUGUGAUUUUCGGUUUUAACGUCCUCUUCUGGAUGCUGGGCCUCUGCAUCCUGGCAGUCGGCAUCUGGGCUUGGUCGGAAAAAGACACUUUCAGCAACCUUGGCAAACUGGCCAAUGUCGCCUUGGAUCCCGCAUUUGUGUUAAUCUGCGUCGGUACUUUAACUUUUAUUAUUGGUUUCACGGGGUGCGUCGGCGCUCUUCGUGAAAAUACUUGCCUACUGGCAGCGUACGCUCUCUUCCUAGCCAUCAUCCUAUUGUUGGAGAUGACAGCCGGUAUAAUGGGCUUCAUAUUUAAAGACUGGAUAAAGUUGCAAGCCACUGAUGGUUUUCAAGCAUUUAUCAUUCACUACAGAGAAGACCCAGACCAGCAAAAUCUCAUCGACUGGAUCCAAGAAGAUUGGUUACAGUGCUGCGGAAUAGAAGGACCAAAAGACUGGGAUAAAAACAAUUAUUUUAAUUGUUCUUCGCAAGCCGUCGGAAGCCGAGAAGCAUGCGGCGUGCCAUUUUCCUGCUGUAAACGGAAAGCUAACGAAAUAAUUAAGAAUAAGCAGUGUGGGUAUGAUGUUAGAAGAAACCCAAAUGAACGCUAUUUUGCCGACGGUUGGGCGAACCUCUCUCCAACGCAGAGCGAGGAAAGAAAUAUUUUUGAGCGGGGUUGCAUGAGAGCCGGUGAGGAAUGGGUCGAGGCGAAUCUCAUACCAGUCGCCGGCGUCGCAGUCACGCUUUGCAUAACACAAAGGAUCGGUCAGAACUACGAUGCCUCGAAAAUAAUCUACGAGAAAGGCUGUAUACAAGCGGGUGAAGAGUGGGUCGAAAGGAAUCUACUUGUCAUAGUAACAGCAGCGAUUAUUAUUUCUUUCCUACAGAUAUUGGGCAUCUGCUUUGCUCAGAAUUUGCGUGCUGACAUAUUUGCUCAGAAGGCCAAAUGGCAUUGACAAUCAGCCCUCCACACCACAGCUCUUUAGUGGUGUAGUCCUGGGGCAAGAAAAGGUCCUCGGCGAAUGAGCAAGAACCGACGUCUACCAUCAUCCCGAAACUAAAUCCAUCCUCAAAGAAUUAUACAAAUACUCCAACGAUCCUGCAAAUGAUACGCAGAUGAACAAUUUUGAAAACGACUUUCUUCUAAGUCAGCUUGCGCGAAUGCGGUUUGCCAAGCUUGUUUCUUAUAUUAAUGUGAUUAACAGGUGUACAUAUUACUCACGAUCCAUUGCCAAGAACAUUAUUUAUGUAAGUGUACAGUGUAGGUGUUGCUGUGAAAAUGAUCCUUUUUUUUCUUUUUUUUUUUAAUGAAUCCACUACUAGAAAAACUGACAUCUUAUAAAUAAACUCUCAGCAAAGCCAGGCUCAACAGAGAUCAAGGCUUUAGAAAUAAUCUAAUAAUUGUUUUGUAAAAUUUCUCAUCACUCUUCUCAAGAAGUGACAGAAAAGCCGACUUUUUUUCAAAUAUUUAUUGACUGGAAAACCCCGGCUUGUUAUAUUUUCAUCGGCAUAUUCCAAGUUACCCCACUUUUUCGCCUUGAUCUACUGACAGGUAAAUUUGCCAAACUAGUCCAAAUCAUUGUUUUGCACUGCCUUUUAUGUUUUUAACGUGUUGGAUUUCUGUGAUACAUGUCAUUUUAAUCCCAAAAGAAAAUCUAAUACUUGUGCUUAAUUCUGGCUUUAUAGAAACACCUUUGGGAAGCCAGAUACUACUAAAAAAUUAGCAGCAAUUUACUCCUUUCUAUACAUCAGUAUUUUUAAAGUUAAAAUAGUAAGCUUGGCAAAGUAUUAAGGGCUUUUGUUUCGGUCUAAUUUGUUGGACUUUGCAUUUGCAUAAAAAAGCUCUUAAAAUGAUUUUUAUGAAAAUUGUACUAAUAUAAUAUUUCUACAGCUUUCUCUUUUAGAGUAAACUUGAUUAAUAAUAUUAAAUAUCCCUCGUGGAAAUCAACGGGAACAUUUUAGUUAGUUAUAAACAGUCAAGUAUCCCGGGAUUUAGGUUAAACUUACAGAGUAAUAAUAAUCUCAUAAAGCUGACAGUCCCUAUGUAAUUGUUGAGCUAUUCGUGCAAGUCUUUAAUAUCAAGGAUUUACCUUAAAAUUGGAGAAUUUACAAUCUUUUCUCUUGUUAUUCAACUCAUACUAGGAUAAGCAGUAAAAAAUUGAUGUAAAUUGACUUUUAGGUCAUUUAGUAUAAAUUUGUAAACUCUGCAGAUUUGCAACUGCUUUUUACUAUGUCUCAGGAAACUAAUAAUUUGAUUUAUGAUUUCACUA